Molecule: messenger RNA, 2513 nt
Organism: Acanthaster planci (crown-of-thorns starfish)
Lineage: Eukaryota; Metazoa; Echinodermata; Asteroidea; Valvatida; Acanthasteridae
Gene: cdkal1
Product: CDK5 regulatory subunit associated protein 1 like 1
Biological process (GO): tRNA methylthiolation
Cellular component (GO): endoplasmic reticulum
Molecular function (GO): tRNA (N(6)-L-threonylcarbamoyladenosine(37)-C(2))-methylthiotransferase activity; 4 iron, 4 sulfur cluster binding
Source: RefSeq, a predicted model, not a curated record
UAACGCUCAUGUUUGCAAAAAAAGCCGAAAGAAGUCCACGUAUCUUUCGGUAUUUGUCGUAUUUUACAAUCAUGCCAGCGUGUGAGCAGAGAGUGGACGACAUAGAAGACAUUAUUGGUUCCAGUGACGUCACGCCAGCCGAAAGAUAUGGCAACAAAUCUGAAGUGGUACCCAAAGUAAGACUAAGAAAAAAGAGCAAAAGAGAUGACAGCGGCCGACAGCCCAGCGUUGCUGCAGGAACAUGUGGAACGACCGGCGAGUCAAUACAAGAUGUGCUGGAUGAAGACGUCGUGAACUGCCAUAAAAGCAUCAUUCCUGGCACGCAGAAGAUCUAUGUGAAGACGUGGGGAUGCUCCCAUAAUAACUCAGAUGGCGAGUACAUGGCUGGCCAACUGGCUGCGUAUGGUUACCAAAUAACAGGCGAGCCGCAGGAGGCAGACCUCUGGCUUUUGAACAGCUGCACUGUCAAGAACCCGGCCGAAGACCACUUCCGCAACGAGGUCCAGCGUGCCCGGCGGCUAGCCAAGCACCUGGUGGUGGCUGGCUGCGUGCCCCAGGGCCAGCCCAAGCUGGACUACAUCAACGGGGUCAGCGUGGUUGGUGUGCAGCAGAUUGACCGGGUGGUAGAGGUGGUGGAGGAAACCCUGAAAGGUCACACAGUCCGCCUGCUGAAGCAGAAAAAAAAAGAAGGCAAGAAGAUUGGAGGGGCGCCGUUAGACCUCCCCAAGAUCAGGAAAAACCCACUCAUAGAAAUACUAGCCAUCAACACUGGGUGUUUGAACCAGUGUACCUACUGUAAAACCAAGCAUGCCCGUGGGGAGUUGGGCAGCUAUCAGCCAGAGGAGCUGGUGGAGCGGGCUAGGCAGUCUUUCCAAGAGGGUGUCUGUGAAAUAUGGCUCACCAGCGAAGACACGGGUGCCUACGGAAGAGACAUUGGGGUCACCAUCACUGAGUUGCUAUGGCAACUGGUAGAGGUCAUCCCGGAAGGUUGCCGAAUGCGCAUUGGAAUGACCAACCCGCCGUACAUCUUAGAACACCUGGAGGAGAUGGCCAAGAUCUUGAAUCACCCCAGAGUCUACUCCUUCCUCCAUGUGCCAGUGCAAGCCGGCUCUGACAACGUGCUGUUGGACAUGAAGAGGGAGUAUAGCGUUGCCGACUUCCAACAUGUUGUCGACUUUCUCAAAGAAAGGGUUCCUGGGAUAACAGUAGCCACUGAUAUAAUAUGCGGCUUUCCAACAGAGACAGAAGAGGAUUUUGAGGAGACCAUGAAGCUGGUAGAGCAGUAUAAGUUCCCUUCCCUCUUCAUCAACCAGUUCUUUCCCCGGCCUGGCACACCAGCAGCCAAGAUGCCCCAGGUGCCUGCCCAAGUGAAAAAGGCCAGGACAAAAAAGCUCUCCACCUUGUUUCAGAGCUACCGGCCGUAUGACCACAAACUUGGACAGAGACAGCAGGUCCUUGUGACAGAGGUGUCGCAUGACAAGCAGUAUUACGUCGCACACAAUAAAUACUAUGAUCAGGUGCUGGUUCCAAAGAAGGAAGAGUACAUGGGGAAGAUGAUGGAGGUCAACAUCGUUGAGACGGGCAAGCACUUCUUGAAGGGCCGACUGGUUGGUGAUGAAGGAGACAUCAUCGCACCGUCCAUAGCAAAACCCCUUGCCCUGGGACAGGUGUCGGGCAUCCAUUCGAUUCUUCAGAGUCCGGAACCACGUGAGUCCUGGUCGUGGGUCAACAUCACCAUGGCGAUAGUUGUUGGCACUUUCCUCGUGAAUGUGGCCAGGACAUUGCUGCACUACUUUCUGUACACAGGGGGCUGAUGGUAAUCUGGUCAUACGGAGCUAUACAGCAAGUCAAGUUUUUAUGAAUGUACAUAGAUCAAGCAACUGGGAUAAAUUUCUUAGCUUUGACUUUAUCUGUGCACAUCUUGGCAGGGUUUCAGGCGUGUAAAUCAUUAGUUUGCACCACACUGUCUGGUUCACAAUGACGUCACACUUCAAUACUUUAAUGCAACUGGGAUGUCAUACGUGUGGGACAAAAGGACAUGUGCGGCAGUGAACAAAAUAUUUCUGCCCACAUGCUCAUGCUAAACUCUGGCUCAUUGACGGCCGAGCCGUUGCGAUGUGAGACGUGUGUCUGAGUGAUGCAUGGUGAAUGCGGCUGGUCAGCCAUGCCAGUGUAUGUCAUUGUCACAUCAACAAGCGUCAACAGGCAUGAUCCUUGAACAAAGCACCAACAACCUAAAAAUGCACCCUAAAGUAUUGGCAAACUUAGGUGACCCUCACAUGUCCUGUUAUGUGCAACCCAGACCUUAAGGUCUCAGGGUACCAUGUUUUACAUUGACUUAUAGGUGCCUUCAUUACUUCAUUACUUUCUCUGAUGUGUUGCAAACUACAUGUAACACAUUACAGGUGCUUUUUCCUCUUGUUUUCCUAAGCUGUGACAUCUGUUCAUAUUAACCACUACCUGCCGGGGACUCCGAAAUCGGAGCCGUAUGGUUUAUAUGCGUGGCCGGGGUC